Molecule: messenger RNA, 2197 nt
Organism: Helianthus annuus (common sunflower)
Lineage: Eukaryota; Viridiplantae; Streptophyta; Magnoliopsida; Asterales; Asteraceae
Product: cysteine-rich receptor-like protein kinase 28
Exons: 4
Coding region: 455-1174 (239 amino acids)
Source: RefSeq, a predicted model, not a curated record
GCAUACGAUUUGCUUCUCUGUUCCUCCUCUCCGUACUCUCCAGAACAGACCAGCUUGCGCACCACCGCCACUACCGACUCCCUUCCAUCUGCUACUGAUCAUCGUUGAUUCACACCACCGCCAGUACCGACUGCUGAUUGUAGCGGACUGCCGAUUCCAAACCAGGUUAUGUAUAUCGUUGCUCUGAUGUACCAGUUUCUUAGCUGUUUCAAUCUUCAGUGUUUUUCUUCACAAAAUUUUAAUUUAGGCCAUCUUUAAUUUACUACAUUGGGUUAACUCUCAGGGGAAUCAUGAAUUUUGGGAAAGAAUGCAUCCAGCUUCCCUCAUAUUAAACCCUAGAUUCUCACGGUCAAACAACACAGAUUUGUGUUAUAGCUCCACUUUAAGAGGAAAUAAAGUCUUAUGCAUGUAUUGAAUCUGUAAAUACAAUAAAUCAAUUGGAAAAUCAUGCCAUAUGAGCUUCAAUUCAUACAAUACGUUCGCCGAGUUGUUUAACACGGCUAGGGUUUCGGAUUCCGGUGAGUUUGAUAGUGCUUUGAGUAAUUUGACGGUUAGGUUACAGGCGGAAGUUGCCGGAGGAGAUUCGUUUAGGAAAUUAGCGGUUGGAAGUGUGUCGUUUGGGCUAGAUUCGGUGACCAUCUACGGGAUGAUGCAAUAUACACCUGAUUUGUCUAAGGAGCAGUGCAGUGAGUGUUUGGAUGGUGCAGUUAGGGAGCUACGUGGUUGUUGUAGUGGUACAGUGGCAGCAAGGGUGUUUUAUCCGAAUUGCUUUGUGAGGUAUUCGAAUGAGCAUUUUUAUAAUGAUCCUCUGCUUAUUUCGGUCCCUUCGAAGUUGACUCGAGGCAAAAAGAACAGCACUGCAAGAAUAAUUUAUGUGGUCGUUCCCGUGGUAUGUGUCUCUGUUGGGUUGAUUGGAAUCGGCAUCUGGUUCUUUCUUACAAAAAUAUGGCAAAAGGACGGUGUGUCAAAGAAAGAAACUGCUAGCUUCUCUACUCUAAUUACGAAACGGACACUAAGUUCAACUAAUGACACUGUUGGAAUGGAGACUAUUAGCGUACAUCUUUGCAAUACGAUUUUAAGACGAUUGAAGUUGCAACAAACUACUUUUCUCAAAAGAACAAGAUCGGGGAGAGGUACGAGAGCUAAGGGAGGCGGCGACAUAAUUUGGAACUAGGGUUCCGGCCGGUUACCAUAUCCCACAGCCGAUCUGGCUUCAAGACGAUGUCCCCGACAACAUGCAAUGGCCGGGCAGUUAGGGGUUCGCCCCAAACAGAAGCAUAAGAAGUUGUAGUUUGUAAGUGAAGAUGGAAUGAAGAAGUUGUAAAACACGUGUCAACAUACUUUUGUACUUACCACGACUUUAUUUUGUAAGUUUUCUCUUUCAAUUGUUAUAUCGAAUCACAAAUCAGGUCUCCCCGCCGCGAAGCGCGGGUGUAACCCCUAGUUAUUAUUAUAACACAAGGUAGUUAGCGCCAAGGAUGUUUUAUGUGUUUUGAAGUUGACCACCAAAGUUUAUAUUUUGCAAGAUCCCCUUGGUUUGAAACACGUAAAUAGAGAGAAGUGCCCCUCUUUUUUCUAUCGUUUCCUCUCACUUCUUUUUUUUCGAACUUAUUUUUGAUGUCUUCGGUGCAAAGAGUUCAUCUGCAGCAGAGGAUAGGAUGGUCGGCGGAAAUGGUGAUUAUGUUAUGACCAAGGGUAUUUAAUCCAAUGGUCUUUCGUGACCCAGUUUUUCAAAAAGAGAUACGUCAUACUGGUUUAGAUAACAACUCCUUGCCUAACUGCACUGAUUUAAUGUUACAUGAUCGUUGUAUUUCUCAAAGAAAAGAAAUCAACAAGCAUUUUUAUUUCUCAAAGAAAAGAAUGGUCAUUGUUAGACCAUGUGUAGUGGUAUAACACUAUAAUGCCCCCACCAUGGGGCGUUUUGCGCCAUGUGGCGUCCUAGUCAGCAAGGGGGCAUUAUAGCAAAAGUGGUGUAGUGGUAUAAUGCCCCAUAAUGCCCAAUUCAAUCAUUUUACAAUCAUUUCACAAUUAUUUUUUUUAAUUUAAAACAUAAAAUAACAUUCAUUAAUUUAAAAAAAAAUUACAUUACUUGAAAAAAAAAAAAACUAAAGAAAAAACCGAAAGUAAAAAAAAAAAAAGCUGAAAAAAAAAAAGAAAAAUAACUGAAAAACAUAAAAAAAAAAACAUAAAAAAAUAA